AUGGAAAACAAGAAGAAACGCCAAGAUAUAGCAGUGCUGCAGAGAGAGAGAGGGAGAGAGAGAGAGUUCUGCGAUCAAGUGAAACGUUUUGAGGGUUUUAUCCUCGAGAAUGAGGCGAAAGAGGAAGGCACUGAUGAAAAAUUCUUCGAAGAACUGAAACUGAAAGAAGAAGAAGAAGAAGAAGAAGAAGAAGAAGAUGUGAAGGAAUUGGAGAAGCUGAAACAACAAUACGCAGAAAUCAUACCCAAACUUGGGGACAUGGAAGAGAAGGUGGACAAAUAUAGUAUCUGUGAGUCUUACCUCCUGCAAAUUACCAGCCUACUGCCACCAGGUUAA
Messenger RNA from Rodentolepis nana, 336 nucleotides. NCBI's taxonomy places the organism in Eukaryota, Metazoa, Platyhelminthes, Cestoda, Cyclophyllidea, Hymenolepididae. The record is from the annotation of a GenBank genome assembly.